Messenger RNA from Rangifer tarandus platyrhynchus (Svalbard reindeer), 1668 nucleotides. The record is from the annotation of a GenBank genome assembly. NCBI's taxonomy places the organism in Eukaryota, Metazoa, Chordata, Mammalia, Artiodactyla, Cervidae.
AUGGCCUUCACAGACCUGCUGGACGCCCUGGGUGGCGUGGGUCGCUUCCAGCUGGUCUCCACGGCCCUGCUGCUGCUGCCCUGCAGCCUGCUGGCCUGUCACAACUUCCUGCAGAACUUCACGGCCGCCGUGCCCCCCCACCACUGCCAAAGCCCCGCCAACCACACUGCGGCCGCCGUCUACGGCUCGGAGGCCUGGCUGAGGGCCACCGUACCCCUGGACCCGCUCGGGGUCCCCGAGCCAUGUCGGCGCUUCACACAGCCUCAGUGGGCCCUCCUGAGCCCCAACGCCUCUGUCCACGGGGCAGCCACGGAGGGCUGCAAGGACGGCUGGGUCUACAACCGCAGUGUCUUCCCGUCCACCAUCGUGACGGAGUGGGACCUGGUGUGCGAGGCCCGCACCCUCCGUGACCUGGCUCAAUCCAUCUACAUGGCCGGGGUGCUGGCAGGCGCCGCUGUGUUUGGCAGCCUUGCAGACAGGCUGGGCCGCAAGGCCCCCCUGGUCUGGUCAUACCUGCAGCUGGCAGUUUCGGGGGCGGCCACGGCGUACUUCGGCUCCUUCGGCGCCUACUGCUUCUGCCGGUUCCUGAUGGGCAUGACUUUCUCCGGCAUCAUCCUAAACUCGCUCUCUCUGGUCGUGGAGUGGAUGCCCACCCGGGGCCGGACCAUGGCGGGGAUCUUGCUGGGGUACUCGUUCACCUCGGGUCAGCUCAUCCUGGCGGGCGUGGCGUACCUGAUCCGCCCUUGGCGGUGGCUGCAGUUUGCCGUCUCUGUCCCCUUCCUCGUCUUUUUCUUCUACUCUUGGUGGCUGCCAGAGUCAUCUCGAUGGCUCCUCCUUCAUGGCAAGUCCCAGGUAGCUCUGAAGAACCUGCGGAAGGUGGCUGCGAUGAACGGGAGAAAGGAGGAAGGGGAAAGGCUGACCAAGGAGGUGGUGAGUUCCUACAUCCAGAGUGAGUUUGCAACUGGUCGCCCCUCCAGCUCAGUCUUGGACCUCUUCCGAACCUCAGCCAUCCGUAAAGUCACGUGCUGUCUCAUGGUGGUCUGGUUCUCCAACUCCCUGGCUUACUACGGCCUGGCCAUGGACCUGCAGAAGUUUGGGCUCAGCAUGUACCUGGUACAGGUGCUAUUCGGCGUCAUAGACAUCCCAGCCAUGCUGGUGGCCACCACCACCAUGAUUUACGUGGGCCGCCGGGCCACAGUGGCCUCCUUCCUCAUCCUGGCUGGGCUCAUGGUGAUCUCGAACAUGUUUGUGCCGGAAGAUAUGCAGAGCCUGCGCACGGCCCAGGCGGCACUGGGCAAAGGCUGCCUGGCCAGCUCCUUCAUCUGUGUGUACCUGUUCACGGGAGAGCUGUACCCUACGGAGAUCAGGCAGAUGGGGAUGGGCUUCGCCUCUGUCAACGCCCGGCUCGGGGGCCUGGCGGCGCCGCUACUCACCAUGCUCGGGGAGUUCAGCGCCGUCCUGCCGCCCGUGGGCUUCGGGGCCCCCUCGAUCCUGGCCGGGCUGGCCGUCUGCUUCCUGGCUGAGACCCGCGACGUGCCCCUGGUGGAGACCAUCGAGGCGAUGGAGAGGAGAGUCAAGGAACGCCUGUCCAGGAAGGAUGCAGAAGAGAAGGGUGAAGAAGUUUCUCUUCAGCAGCUGGGAGCCUCGCCCCUCAAGGAAACCAUCUAA